Dovyalis caffra is the source of this 1176-nucleotide messenger RNA. The record is from the annotation of a GenBank genome assembly. NCBI's taxonomy places the organism in Eukaryota, Viridiplantae, Streptophyta, Magnoliopsida, Malpighiales, Salicaceae.
AUGAGUCUACAACACCUAAUGAGUGACAAGCAUGUUUUCAACGGGUAUCAAGACAUGAACUUUUUGCCUCCACCACCUCCUCCUCCUGCUUCUCAACUUUCUCUGUCUCAUGCAUUUGGUGUUAUGGGUCAGCCAAUAGAGAUAGAAACUAGCAAUCCUCAAAUGGGGUUUCAUAUUUUGAGCCAUUCAAUGGACCAAGACAGGAAAUCAUGGAGCAAUCAACAGUUGGAAAGCUGCGGAGCUAAGAGACCUGGUGAUGUGAGUGAUAGGAAUUUUGGGGUUCAUAAAAACAGCUUGUCUUUGAAUUUGUGUGCGGAAGAGGAGCCUAAAACCUCUGGUCUUGGUCGAAAUGGGCACACCAAGCUUUGCGCUAGAGGCCAUUGGAGACCAGCUGAAGAUGCUAAACUCAAAGAGCUUGUGGCUCAACAUGGUCCUCAAAACUGGAACUUGAUUGCAGAGAAUCUUGAAGGAAGAUCAGGUAAGAGUUGUCGAUUAAGGUGGUUCAACCAGCUAGAUCCAAGAAUUAACAGGAGGGCAUUUGCUGAAGAGGAAGAGGAGAGACUCUUAACUGCUCAUAGAGUAUAUGGCAACAAAUGGGCUAUGAUUGCUAGGCUAUUUCCUGGUAGGACUGAUAAUGCAGUUAAGAAUCACUGGCAUGUGAUCAUGGCUAGGAAACAUAGAGAAAAUUCCAGCAUUUACAGGAGGAGAAAGCCCUCUUCUUCCUCUCAAAUCCUCCCUAAAGGAUCAGUAGAUGUCACUUUGCAAAACAAUGCUUGCAGUGAAUCAACAACUAUCUCUAGCACCAUUGAUGAAUCUGGCUCAACAUGCACUGAUCUCUCCCUUACUCCCUCUUCAACCAAAGUGCCUCCUAGACUUUUCACCAGGUUCAGUCCUCAAAGUGCCCGAAGGGGUUCUUCUGCCGAUAAGGAAGUGACAAUGAGAAACGCAGAUUUUGACAAGUUCUAUGGCAGUGACAAUGUGUUUUAUCAAAAUGAGCCUAUGAGGGUGGUUACGGGUGUGGACCAAUUUGGUCAGUCAGAUUCAAACUCAGAAGAUUCUGCAACGGAGUCAGUUGGCACCAACAGGGCCAAUCCCUCUCUCUCUGGCUACAAUGAAAAUAGGAACGUGAAAAUCAGCAUCCCCUUCAUAGACUUUCUUGGAGUAGGAGCUACCUAA